Molecule: messenger RNA, 1746 nt
Organism: Brachypodium distachyon (stiff brome)
Lineage: Eukaryota; Viridiplantae; Streptophyta; Magnoliopsida; Poales; Poaceae
Exons: 5
Coding region: 124-1419 (431 amino acids)
Molecular function (GO): hydrolase activity
Source: RefSeq, a predicted model, not a curated record
GAUCGAGUCCAACGCUCAGACUUAACAGAGAGUUCAUCAACGCAAAUUAAACACUCAGUCCCUUAUAAUUUGAGGUAUAGGUACGUCUGUAGCCAAGUCGACUGGCUAAGCGGCUAUACACAUAUGUCUUCCUCUUCUUUCUCGCUGCUGCGCAGGAUGAUCCGGUACUACUUCUACGCGUCGUCGUCUUCCUCGGGCCACCAGAAGGAGGCGCUGCUAGUAGCGACCUCGACGACAGCAAGCCAUGGCGACACGAUCCACCCGCUAGCCACGGCUACGCCUCCGGAGCUCGGGACCGCCGCGCGGGAUUCGGAGAAAGCCGGCGUAUCAGGUGGAGACGUCGACCAUGGGCCAUUGGAGCCCCAACGACCCGGCGCGACUUCGACGGAAGGAGGUGGUGGCGGGGUCGUCAGGAAAGUCCAUCGACCAGCCUCCGGAACCGACGGCGAAGGCGAAGGCGGGGGCAGCGAGUUGACUAAUGCACUGGCUGCUGUCCGCAAGCCCGAGGCGUCGUCAGGAAAGCCCGAGAGCGAUUUCUGCGUCGUGGAUAUGUGCAUCAAGGCCUUCAUUUUCUGGUGUCCCCCGUCCUCGCGCCGCAGUGCAUUCCAGGGAUUUGUGUCCCUCGUCUUCCUCGCGUACGGGCUGUUCCUGCACGUGUUCUCGAAGCUCUGGUGCUUGUGGCGCCACCAGAUGUGGCACCUGGCGUCCCGGGGAUAUCGGUGCGUGGCCCCCGACCUCCACGGCUACGGCGGCACCACGCUCCCGCCCGACCCUUCCUCCUACACCGUGCACCUCGUCGCCCUCCACCUCCACCAGGUGUUCGUGGUGGUGCAUGACUGGGGCGCCAUCGAUGGUUGGAACCUGUGCCUACUGCGUCCGGAUCAGGUGCGUGCACUCGUCUACCUCAGCAUCGCCUUCAUGCCCAGGGGUGAGGAAGCCAUGGCCAUGGCCUCCUUGGUCUCCUCCAUCACUCGCCGCUCGCCACUGCUGCUGACUCGCAACUACUGCUUCUUCUCCGGCAGCCUCCUGAGCCUGCAGCUGCAUCGCCAUUCCUCUUCUUAUUCCUCCUCCUCCAGCUGCCAUCAGCAACCACAGCUACAGGUUCCCGGCGCCAAAGAAGAUCAAGAGGGCGCGGCGGAACAGAAGGGAAAGAAGGCUGGGAAUGCGGCAGAGAAGGCACUGCUGGAAGCUGCGGCGACAGCGAGAAGAAGGCCAAGUGCUCCCAAGGGAGACCGCGGCGGUGGCGCUCCAACGAGAACCCCGAAGAGAGGACCUGCGCCGCCUGGUAGUGGCGACCCGAGACAAGGCUCCGGCGGCAAUGGUGGAGUCAUCCAUGCUGCUCCGGCUGCUUCUUCUUCUUCUUCUUCUUCGGCCCCUUAUUCUCGAGGAGGGGACAAGAAGGCUGAAGAAACCAAGUAAAUUGUUUUGCCGACGUGUUGUCAGUUCGUCACUGACCGAUCUGAAGCUAUUAAGCUGAUUAAUUAUGGAGUACUAGUAGUAGAUAUGUGAGUAUGGUUGAUUAUGUUUGAUGAAUGCUACUAAGGAUCAUUCACAAUGAAACGUUUUGUGAUCAGUCGCUGUAUGUGUGUGUGAUGCACAAUCAAUAUUGUAGCAGGCAGGUAACCCAAUUUGUAGCAAAGUGAGUGUUUAAUUUGACUGAUUAAACCUAGCUUACCUCCAAGCUAGAUAUGUAUGCGUUAGCUUGCUAGCUCGGGUUGUAUAUGCAUUGUCAGUUAAUUAAUUAUA